AUGAAGCCUUUCGAUAAGCCUACGAAACUGAAAGGAUCUGAAACAGAAACGAUUAUUGCUUUAUUUACAUCUUAUCCAACUGUUCCAACUGUUCAAGGGGAAUCGAGAAUUCAAUUCAAGGAAGAAGAGCAAGUGAGAACUUCGAUAACAACAUUCAUUCAUUCAUCCAUUCAUCAUUUAGACACCUCCGUAAUAAAGUCGAAAGAAAAAUUCUACUACAAGAUUUUUGAGCUUCUUCUCAUCAUCAAUAAUAAUAUCAUCGGAAAGUAA
This is a messenger RNA of Clunio marinus, 270 nucleotides long. The record is from the annotation of a GenBank genome assembly. Lineage: Eukaryota; Metazoa; Arthropoda; Insecta; Diptera; Chironomidae.